CGGCAACUCGGCGGGACCAGAGCCUGCGCGCACAAUCUGAGGCCCGCGGCUUCCCGGCACCAGCUGGACGCCGAGCCCCGCGAGAUGAGGAAAUUGAGGCCGCCAGGAGCCCACAGUCUUACGGCCAGAAGCAGCAGAAUCGGGAAUCAAACCCAGACCUCUGUAAAUUAUCUUCCUAAUAAUUGGGAGAAGACCCUUGGCUGAAUGGCAGCUGUAGAUGACUUGCGGUUUGAAGAAUUUGGUGAUACAGCCACUUCUCUAGCAGCAAACCCAGAUGCCACCACAAUAAGCAUCGAGGAUCCUGGUGAAACCCCAAAACACCAGCCAGGACCCCCAGGAGGCUCAGGGAGAGAAGAGGAUGAUGAGUUACUAGGAAAUGAUGACUCUGACAAAACUGAGUUACUUGCUGGACAGAAGAAAAGCUCUCCCUUCUGGACAUUUGAAUACUAUCAAACAUUCUUUGAUGUAGACACUUACCAGGUCUUUGACAGAAUAAAGGGGUCUCUUUUGCCAAUACCAGGAAAAAACUUUGUGAGGUUGUAUAUCCGCAGCAACCCAGAUCUCUAUGGCCCCUUUUGGAUAUGUGCCACGUUGGUCUUUGCCAUAGCAAUUAGUGGGAAUCUUUCCAACUUCUUAAUCCAUCUGGGAAGGAAGACAUACCAUUAUGUGCCCGAAUUCCGAAAAGUGUCCAUCGCAGCCACAAUCAUCUAUGCCUAUGCCUGGCUGGUUCCCCUUGCACUCUGGGGUUUCCUUGUGUGGAGAAACAGUAAAGUUAUGAACAUCGUUUCCUAUUCAUUUUUGGAGAUUGUGUGCGUCUAUGGAUAUUCACUCUUCAUUUAUAUCCCCACGGCGAUACUGUGGAUCAUCCCCCAGAAAGUGGUCCGCUGGAUUCUAGUUACGAUUGCCCUGGGCAUCUCAGGCUCUGUCUUGGCAAUGACAUUUUGGCCAGCAGUUCGUGAGGACAACCGGCGCAUCGCAUUGGCCACAAUUGUGAUGAUUGUGUUGCUUCACAUGCUGCUUUCUGUGGGCUGCCUGGCCUACUUUUUUGAUGCACCAGAGAUGGACCAUCUCCCAACAAGCACAGCUGCUCCAAACCAAACAGUUGCAGCAGCCAAGUCCAGCUAAAGGGGAAAGUGAGAGAUUAUCUUUUCAUCUUCUCGCUAUGAGUUCUCUUCAGUGGGUUUUGGAGUAUGGUUCUUUUGGACGUGGCAUCCACUGCAGGAAAGCAGAACGACCAAAGCGCAGGAAAACGGAUGGAAUGGCCCCAACCCCCAACAUCUGGGGGGUGCCACACUGAAGCCUAAUCACCUGUUUAACAAACAAAAAUUAAAUGUUGUUGAGUUGA
This is a messenger RNA of Eubalaena glacialis (North Atlantic right whale), 1345 nucleotides long. It is a transcript of the gene YIPF1, whose product is annotated as Yip1 domain family member 1. The transcript is spliced from 11 exons. The record is from RefSeq and is a predicted model, not a curated record. Gene Ontology annotation, cellular component: membrane; Golgi apparatus. Gene Ontology annotation, biological process: vesicle-mediated transport. Lineage: Eukaryota; Metazoa; Chordata; Mammalia; Artiodactyla; Balaenidae. The coding region runs from base 205 to 1125 and encodes 306 amino acids. Gene Ontology annotation, molecular function: small GTPase binding.